GAGCAGGUGAUGUGAGCUGAUUUGAAAGAAAGUUACAAUGGCACUUCUGCGAGAUCAGACGAUUAUCUGUGCGUUAUGGACAGUAUAUGUGUGUCAGACUGCAGGAAGACAACAUGCCCCAAACAUCAUUAUCAUGCUUAUGGAUGAUAUGGGAUGGGGUGAUUUGGGGGUAUUUGGAGAGCCCUCCAAGGAAACGCCAAACUUGGAUCUGAUGGCCGCUCAAGGGAUGCUGUUUCCAAACUUCUACACUGCCAAUCCUCUCUGCUCCCCCUCCAGGGCAGCAUUGCUUACUGGUAGACUUCCUGUCAGAAAUGGAUUCUACACCACCAAUGCUCACGCUAGGAAUGCAUACACACCACAGGAAAUAGUGGGGGGAAUAUCACAGGAUGAGAUUCUGCUUCCAGAACUGCUGAAGAACAAAAAUUAUGUCAACAAGAUCAUUGGCAAGUGGCACCUUGGCCACAGAACUCAAUACUUGCCUCUGAAGCAUGGCUUUGAUGAAUGGUUUGGUGCACCUAACUGCCACUUUGGCCCUUACAACAACAGUUUCCGUCCCAACAUACCUGUUUACAACAACUCUGUGAUGAAGGGAAGGUAUUAUGAAGAGUUUGAGAUAAAUGUGAAAGCAGGGGAAUCCAACCUCACUCAGAUUUAUUUGAAGGAAAGUUUGGACUUCAUCUCUCAGCAGGCUCUCGCCCAGCAGCCCUUCUUUCUCUACUGGGCUCCAGAUGCUACCCAUGCACCUGUUUACGCCUCAAACCCCUUUCUUGGAAAAAGCCAGAGGGGGCGCUAUGGCGAUGCAGUGAUGGAGUUGGACCACAGCAUCGGUCAGAUUCUUGACCUGCUUGUCAGUCUGGGCAUCCAGAACAACACACUGGUGUUCUUUACCUCUGAUAAUGGGGCAGCAGUGAUGUCCGGACCAUUACAAAGUGGCAGUAAUGGUCCAUUCCUCUGUGGGAAGGAGACUACGUUCGAAGGAGGUAUGAGGGAACCAGCCAUUGCCUGGUGGCCUGGACGCAUCCCUGCUGGAACAGUGAGUUAUCAGUUAGCCAGCGUGAUGGAUCUCUUCACCACGAGUCUCACUGUGGCUGGCCUUCAUCCCCCUGACGACCGCAUCAUUGAUGGGAUAGAUCUGAGUCCCGCCCUCUUUAACAACUCACUCGUAGACAGGCCCAUCUUCUAUUACCGUGGCAACCAGAUGAUGGCAGUGCGGAUUGGGCAAUACAAAGCGCAUUACUGGACCUGGAGCAACUCAUGGGAGGAAUUCAAAAAGGGUAUAAACUUCUGCCCUGGUCAGGAGGUGCCUGGUGUCACCACUCACAAGCAAGAGGAACACACCCUGCAGCCGCUCAUCUUCCACCUUGGGCGGGACCCUGGGGAGAGAUACCCAAUCAGUGUCCUGUCUAAGGAGUACCAGAAUGUUUUCAGACACGUGACAGCAUUGGUGGAGCAGCAUCAGAAGGACUUGAUCCCUGGAACGCCUCAACUCAACAUGUGUGACCUGGCAGUCAUGAACUGGAGUCCUCCUGGCUGUGAGCAGUUGGGCAAAUGUCUUAAAGCACCCGAGUCAAAGCCGUGGAAGUGUGAGUGGCCGCACUAAUUCAGUUCAUCUUCAGGAACUUUGAUAAAGGAGUGAAUCUCAGGAAACUUUUCGCACCAAACUACGUUCAUCUGUAGGAGACAGAAUGCACCUCCUUCCUAAGUGGUAUGAUGGCUGUGUGGUACCAUGGUGUUUAUACUUGCGUACUAUUGUUUGUACAGAUGAAUGUGGUACCUUCAGGCAUUUGGAAAUUACUCCCAAGGAUGAAACAGACUUGUGGACAAUUUUUUUUUUCUGAGGUCUUGGCUGAUUUAUUUUGAUUUUCCCUUGAUGUCAAGCAAAGAGGCACUGAGUUUGAAGGUAGGCCUUAAAAUACAUCCACAGCUACACCUCUAAUUGACUCCAGUUAGCCUAUCAGAAGCUAAUUGGCCAAUUGUCUAAAGGCUUGACAUAAUUUUCUGGAAUUUCCAAGCUGCUUAAAGGCACAGUUAACUUAGUGUAUGUAAACUUGUAACUUUAACUGUAUUUCAAGGUUGCUCUAUUCUAAUACAUGUUUUCUCUCUACUCUAAAUCAAAUAAAAUACUUGCACAGUAAAAUACAA
Myxocyprinus asiaticus (Chinese sucker) is the source of this 2142-nucleotide messenger RNA. It is a transcript of the gene galns, whose product is annotated as galactosamine (N-acetyl)-6-sulfatase. Gene Ontology annotation, molecular function: arylsulfatase activity; N-acetylgalactosamine-6-sulfatase activity. Lineage: Eukaryota; Metazoa; Chordata; Actinopteri; Cypriniformes; Catostomidae. The record is from RefSeq and is a predicted model, not a curated record. Bases 38 to 1600 code for a protein of 520 amino acids. The transcript is spliced from 14 exons.